GGUUGUUUACGUUCGUGCGCUUCGUAAUAUAUAUCCAGGCAGAGUCAGUCCAGCCCUGCCUGGGCCAUUAUUAGAUGAAGUAGUGUCAAAGUAUAUAGUUCGGAUAUACAAAUUUUCAAUGCUCAAGUAAACAAAGUCGUGGCUCACGAACAAUGCCCGCCUUCUCCUCUGGCGGCUUUGGCGAGAAUAUCGAGGAAUACCAGGUGCUGAACUUGCUGGGUAAAGGUGGCUUCGCCAGCGUCUACAAGGCGAAAUGUCUGCGUACCGGUUUAGAGGUGGCGAUCAAAAUGAUCGACAAAAAGCUGAUGCAAGCAGCAGGGAUGGUGGGUAGAGUAAGGCAAGAGGUGGCAAUUCAUUCGCGUCUCAAGCAUCCUGCAGUACUAGAACUUUAUACAUUUUUCGAGGAUCAAAAUUACGUUUACCUAGUUUUGGAAUUGUGCCACAAUGGUGAGCUUCAGCGUUACCUCAAAGAGCAAGGUUCCAGAACCCUUCCAGAAUCGGAAGCUGGACGCAUCAUUCAACAAGUGGUACAAGGUUUGUUGUACCUUCACUCGCAUCAAAUUCUUCAUAGAGACAUGUCACUGUCGAAUUUAUUAUUAACGCGUGACAUGCAAGUUAAAAUAGCAGACUUUGGACUUGCUACCCAAUUAUCUCGACCAGACGAAAAGCAUUUGACGAUGUGUGGCACGCCUAACUUCAUUUCACCAGAAGUAGCUACAAGAUCUUCGCAUGGCUUGGAAGCUGAUGUAUGGGGAUUAGGUUGCAUGUUGUACACACUACUGGUUGGCAGGCCACCCUUUGACACGGACGCCGUUAAAAGCACCCUGACUCGCGUAGUAAUGGCGGACUACGUGAUGCCUUCGCAUCUGUCUGAAAACGCCAAGGAUCUCAUUGAUAGACUGCUUAAGAAGAAUCCAAAGGAUCGUAUACGGUUACGCGACAUAAUCAAGCAUCCGUUCAUCACGUCUUUGGAAAAACAUCGGCUAAACGAAAAAAUUGGCUUUGCACGAUUGUCAGGCGACAAUAUUGAUUCGGGUCUAGGUCGAACCCUAUCCUCGUGCGGUCGACCGCGGAUGCGAUCGCGGUCGGAAGAGCGGCCAAGCAACAGUAUUCAUAUGAUGAGCAAUAAUACUCGCGCCACCGUACUUAGUGAGCCUCUGAUGGAGCUAAAUUCCUCCACUCACGGCUCUCACCAAUUCAGAUACUCGGACCACCAGCAGUACCAAGAGGACUCGGUCCUCUCGGGCAUCCCAGCACCUCCGCCACCUCGAAGCAGCCAAGUUCAGCUGUCGCACUACAGCGAUCCGUCGACCAGUGGCAGCAGGCAUCAGCGCAGAGAUGUGGAAACGGAGGCAUCAGUAGCGGCAGCCGAGGCCGCGGCGGUCGUUAGAGCUCGCAGCGGUCAUCGACAAAUCGAGGAAAACGAGCGCGACAAAUCCGAAGGGGUUCAACCAGUUGAAAAAUUAGAAGUGCCACCGUUAUCGACACUAAGGCUUCAACCUACCCGUCAUCCGACUAAAAACGCUGUUUUUACCAUAUCCAGCAACGGAGAGGUGUGCGUUGAAUUUUUCAAAAGGAGAAACAACAUUGAUAGAAUAAUCGAGGUAUGCAGGAUAUCGGGAGACGGUCUGCGCAUCAUUCUCUACAAGCCCAAAGAAGCCCUCGCCCCGGGCAAACAACCGCCUCCUCUGCCCGAGCGCGGUGCCGACAGCAUCUACUCGUACGAGAGCUUGCCGUCCAAGCACCACCGCAAGUACGAGUAUGCCGCGCGCUUCAUAAGUCUCGUGCGCGCCAAGACGCCCAAGAUCACACUCUACACUAAUCGCGCCAAGUGCUUCUUCAUGGAGAACGGACCGCACCCCGACUGCGAGAUACUGUUCUACGACGCUGUCAAAGUGAUGCGCGUGAAGGACGUGGUGAAGAUAGUAAGUAAGUCAGGCGAGACCUACGUGGAGGGCGAGAUACCAGCUGGGCUCGAGGAGUACUACGACCACUAUGCCGACUGUUACAAGCGCUGUUUGCUGCUCGAGUCCUCGCUCGCGUCCCUCGAGACUGCGACGGGUAAUCCGUUUUUCCCGGCGAUCAUCGGACGCAGGCCAACGGCACCCCUCGCCGAUCAAAUACCGAUCACGCCUCCGCUCCAGGGCAAGGAAAACGUGUCGCGCGGCCCAAGUGUGCCUGCUGUGCAACUGCCUUCCUCGUUCGACGCGACUUGUUCUAUGGUUUCGACCGUAAAUUCACAGUCUAGGAAAUCGAACUCCGUCAGAGUAUCGCAAACGAAGGUGACGAAAAUCAAUGUGCCGGGUAUCGGCACGGCAAUCCAAACGCCGUCUGGUGACAUACGGGUUGAUUAUAAGGACGGCUCGGUUCUCACGGUGACUCCAAAAAAUAAGGGUGGAGGAAUACUCUAUGAGAGCCCGACCGGCAAUGUGUUGCGGUUCAAUAACGAUCAGCAUCACAACUCAGAGAUGCCAAUGGUCGUCAGGGACAAACUCUGCUAUUUGCCGAAAAUAGUGGAGCUUCUAGUGUCGCCGACGCCCAGGAGUAUACGAUAGCAUUGGGAGAACAAAAUUUUUAAACGUACACUUUAAGAGUAUUUUGUAAGAUGUGCAUACGCGAUAGCGUUACGGGAAACAGUAGAGCGACGAGGCAAUCUUUUUUGUAUUUUUCUACCACUGAAUUAAUUUUUAUGUACCAUGACUUUAAUAGUAUUUUAGCAAUGAUAAUUAUUAUGUAAACGUAUAAUAUAUAUAUUUUUUUAUUUUUGAUAAGUAGCAUAAAACAAAUAAUAAAACCAUGAGCUUUUUUACAAAAGUGUCGAAAAGUUUCGUGAAUGUGUUUCAUAGCGUGUAAGAACAACUUCUCAAAGAAUUCGAUUAUCAUAGGUUUGUAUAUAAGUGAAAGGUAAAGUUUUGAUUUAAUAAAAAUUGUGUCAAAUAAAUAUUAUUUUUUACAGUUUUUAAAAUCAAUGAAUAGUAUUUUAUAAU
Molecule: messenger RNA, 2987 nt
Organism: Copidosoma floridanum
Lineage: Eukaryota; Metazoa; Arthropoda; Insecta; Hymenoptera; Encyrtidae
Gene: SAK
Product: polo like kinase SAK
Biological process (GO): protein phosphorylation
Cellular component (GO): nucleus
Molecular function (GO): ATP binding; protein kinase activity
Source: RefSeq, a predicted model, not a curated record